Rodentolepis nana is the source of this 951-nucleotide messenger RNA. The record is from the annotation of a GenBank genome assembly. Lineage: Eukaryota; Metazoa; Platyhelminthes; Cestoda; Cyclophyllidea; Hymenolepididae.
AUGAUAAGUAUUAUUCGGCGUAAAUUGAUAGAUCUUCCUACAAAUUAUUCUUUAAAUUAUUAUUGGUGUAGUGGUUUUAUGAUUUCUAUAUUUAUGGUUAUACAAAUUUUAACUGGUGUUAUAUUAUCUUUUUUAUACGUAGCUGAUACAACUUUGAGGUUUUCUUUGGUAAUGAAUUUGUCUAAUGAUUUAUUUUAUACGUGGUGUAUUCUUGGGUUUAUACUGUACUUAUUAUUGAUGGGUGAGGCAUUUACUGGUUAUAUUUUACCAUGGCACCAAAUUUUACCUAUUUUUGGUCCUACUAUUUAUAAGUAUAUUGUGGGUGGUUUUUCAAUAAGUGGUACUACUCUAAUUCGAAUUUUAUCUGUUCAUAUAUGUUUAGGCUUUGUAAUUUUGGGGCUUAUGAUAUUACAUUUGUUUUAUUUGCAUAAGAGCGGUAGAAAAAAUCCUCUUUUUUCUAAUUCUUCAUUUUCUGACUUAGUUUAUUUUCAUUCUUACUUUAGUAUAAAGGAUUUUAUGUGCUUUACUAUUUUUGUAUUUGCUAUAUUUAUUAUACUAUUUAGUAGACCUGAUGCAUUAGUUGAUAUUGAGGCAUAUUUGGAGGCCGACCCAAUGAAAACUCCUUUAUCUAUAAAGCCUGAGUGGUAUUUUUUAACUUUUUAUGCAAUAUUGCGUUGUAUUAAUUCUAAGAUGGGAGGGUUAGCGUUAAUUGUCUCUUUUUUAUUCUUUUUGUGGGUUCCUACUUUUAAAAAUUCUAGCAGGUAUUUUGUUAGUCGACAGUUAAUAUUUUGGUUGAUUGUUAGUAUGUAUAGCUCCUUAGUAUAUUUAGGUGGUUGUCAUCCUGAGUAUCCUUACUUGUUUGUAUGUCAAGUUUUUAGUUUAUUAAUGGUAGCUUCUAUGUUUAUAUUUAAGUUAUUUUGGGUACCUGGUCAUGAAAUUCGUGUUUGUUAA